GGUACUUUUGUCAUCUCGCAUGGAGCAGAACCUACCCCGUCUUCACUUGCCGCCACUGUCUUGUUCUUCUAUCUUCCAUUUCCCGCCAAUUAUUUCUUCAUCAGCACAGAGAGAGUUUCUCUAUAGGAAGAAAGAAGAAAAUGGAUAUUCCUGAUUUGGAAGAGCUAGAAUGGCUGGAAUCUCACACUCUGGAGGAUGAAUUCGAAGACGAUUUCGAGCCGCCUUCGUCACCGGAGCAGCUCGACAGGGAUGGGCUUAUCGAGCGACCGACUCUGACCCUCCCUCCAAAGCCCUCGCCGUUCAAGCCUCGGUCUCAAAUUAACCAGAAACGCGUCCGAUCUGACUCCGUUCCAACAACCUUAUGUGUCGAUGACACUAUCGAGCACGAGAAUGGCUCCGGUGGCAAGAGAAGUCGGAUUGAAGUGGGAGAAGAGUUGGAUGUGGAACGUGCUGAGAUCGAGCGGCCGGGAUUGGAUCCGGAUGCGGCGAGUGAUGGCGCGAAUGUGGGGGCUGUGGAGGAUGACGAAGACUGGAUUAAAGAGUUGCCGCCGGAGGAUGUUGUGGAGGAGAUGGAAGAGGAGAGAGAAGAGAGGAUAGUGUCUCGAUUUGCAUCGGAGAUAGAUGGCGAUUGUCUGCCGGUGACAGGGUUGGAUGGAGAGAGAGUGUAUGCGAAGCUGUGUAGAAUAGAAAAGGAUGACGAGGAGAGGAAGAAGAAACUGAAUUUUCGAGGUAGCUUCAAUGGACUUCUUCAGGAACCUGUCAGAGUUCUUAUGCAAAAAGCUGAGCAGGAGGAACUCACAAGGGCUUUGAAAGCAAGUGUUAAUCCAACUGAAGGAGUUCAACAAAAAGAAAAAUUAAUCAAUGAUCAACUUUGGGUGGAUAAGUAUUCUCCAAGUUCAUUUACGGAGCUCCUCAGUGAUGAGCAGACAAACCGUGAGGUUCUCCUUUGGUUGAAACAGUGGGAUUCCUGUGUUUAUGGAUCCGAAAUAAAGAGUACUGCAGAUGAUGUUUUGUUUGCUUUGAGACAACAUUCUUCUGGCUCCCAACAUUCUAGACAAUUCAAGAAGAAUUAUUUCGGAAACAACAUUGACACCAAAUUUAGCAGAGGGAUAAUGAAAGGUGAAGAUGAGUCUGGUAAAGAAAACGAUAUUUCCCAGGGAAUUCAGGAGAGAUGGCACAAGGAGCAGAAAAAUCAUGGUCCUCCAGAGCAAAAGAUUCUGUUGCUUUGUGGUCCUCCUGGGCUUGGAAAGACAACACUUGCACAUGUAGCUGCUAGGCAUUGUGGGUACCGCGCGGUGGAGAUUAAUGCAAGUGAUGAUCGAUCAUCUUCAACCAUUGAAGCUAAAAUCCUUGAUGUGGUUCAAAUGCAUUCAGUUACUGCUGAUUCAAAGCCAAAGUGCUUGGUUAUUGAUGAAAUAGAUGGUGCCCUGGGAGAUGGGAAAGGUGCUGUGGAUGUAAUUCUUAAAUUGUUAUCUUCCGUUGAGAGGAAAAGUGACAGUGGAAAAGGAAAUGUCUCUCAUGUGGCAAAUUCUGGUUGGAAGCCUAACCGAGAGAAACAAAGUACUUCACGGUUAUUGAGGCCUGUCAUAUGUAUUUGUAACGAUCUAUAUGCACCAGCCCUUAGGCCAUUGCGUCAAGUGGCCAAGGUUCACAUCUUUGUCCAACCAACAGCAAGUCGUGUUGUAAACAGGUUGAAGUAUAUUUGUCAUAAAGAAGGAAUGAGGACAAAUUCUCAUACUCUGACAGCCCUGGCAGAGUAUACUGAAUGUGAUAUACGCUCAUGCUUGAACACACUUCAGUUUCUCAACAAGAAGAAGGAACUCCUCAAUGUGAUGGAGAUCAGUUCUCAAGUGGUUGGUCGGAAGGAUGUAGCUAAAAGUACUUACGAUAUAUGGAAAGCAAUCUUCCAAAAGAGAAAGGUGAAACAGUCCAAGAAAUGUGAUAAUUCUGGCUGCAGCACGUCUGGGGAUUUUGACUUUCUAUACACUAUGAUAUCUAACCGUGGUGACUAUGAUUUAAUUUUGGAGGGGGUUCAUGAAAACAUGUUGCAGCUUCGUUCUGUUGAUCCGGUGAUGCAAAAAACUGUGCAAUGUUUGGAUAAUCUAUUGAUUUCAGAUAUAACUCAUCGAUACAUCAUGCGAACACAGAAAAUGUCUCUUCAAGUUUAUCAACCAGCAAUUGCCAUACAUAUACAUAAUCUUAUAGCUCAAGUUGAGAAGAAAGAGAUUGAAUGGCCAAAGUCACUCCAAAGGCUCAGAACAAUUUUUUCUGAAAGGAUGGACAUGUUCCACUCAUGGCAUAACAAAAUAUUACCUCACAUUUCAAGGCAUUUGUCAGCAAAUUCCUUUGUGGAAGAUUCAAUUUCUCCGAUGUUGCACAUCCUAUCGCCGCCUACAUUGAGACCUGUUGCAUUUCAUUUGCUUUCAGAAAAGGAGAAGAGUGAUUUAAACCAGUUGGUAAAUAGCAUGGUCUCCUAUGCUAUAACAUACAAGAAUGUCAAAUCUGGUCAAUCUGCUAGUUUGAGACAUGAAAGUGCUUUAGAUGUAACCACACUUUCGCUUGACCCACCACUUACUGAAUUUAUACGCUUCAAGGAUUACAAUUCAUGUCAUUUCGAACUUGCCUUAGCAGUGAAGCAGGUCUUGGUUCAUGAGGUGGAAAAGCAAAAAAUCCUGCGGAGUAGCCUAUCCAAAACUGGCAAUAUGCACAUGCAAGAGAAUCACGGGGCAGGAAAUAUUAAUACUGAAAGCAGAUUAUUAUCUAAAUCUAGUUCUACGAAUGGAUCGGCUGAAAAGAAAAGGAGUGAGAAAAGUCCUACUUCCAAUAAAACGGGAACUUAUAAAAAUGUUUCUGAGUCAACUAGUUCUACGGUUCAGAAAGCAAAACCAGCAGAAAGAUCCAAAAAGCGUUCUGGUGACCUGACAAGUUUCUUCACUCGGCGUAGCAAAGUGAGCAAUGAAGGCGACUCUCAAGUCACCAGCGACGCCACACAGGAACCUGCAAAAAGGGCAGGAGCUUCACACCCUUUGUUGUUUAAAUUUAAUGAGGGGUUCACAAACGCCGUGAAACGACCUGUGCGAAUUCGGGAGUUCCUUUUGUGAUCUACGCAAGCAUAAAGCAUACACUGUUGUGGUAUGAAUGAUGUAUAGUUAAUAGUUUCAUGCAUAGAUAACUAUUUUGAGUUCUUUCUUUUGUUGUUUUAUGGUAAGAGCAUGUCUAGUGGCCUGCAAAAUAGAUGGUCUUCGAUCAUAACGAGGCUUUUUAUAUUGCAUCCAGCAAAACUUAUCAUCAAAUGGUUUGCAAAUAUAGGCAAAAUAAUGGCAAGAUUUGGCCUCGUGUCAGUGAAGUAAUUCUUUAAGCUUUGAAGAUUAUCUAAUUGUGUAUAAACUAUUGUGUGAUUUUUACAUUUUGACACUUGUGUCGGAUUCUAAACAGAGCCACUUCGCCUCCACAUCAGCUAGUAGAGGCAAAUUUAUG
Andrographis paniculata is the source of this 3477-nucleotide messenger RNA. RefSeq lists its product as uncharacterized. The coding region runs from base 141 to 3101 and encodes 986 amino acids. NCBI's taxonomy places the organism in Eukaryota, Viridiplantae, Streptophyta, Magnoliopsida, Lamiales, Acanthaceae. The record is from RefSeq and is a predicted model, not a curated record. Gene Ontology annotation, molecular function: ATP hydrolysis activity; ATP binding. The transcript is spliced from 23 exons.